AUGACACAAAAAUCAAGUAAAUCCUCUUCCAGUAAAAGUUCAUCAUCAUCAUCAUCAACUAGUACUCCGACCUAUCUCGUCAUGUUAUGUGGAUUUCCUGGAUCAGGAAAAUCCACCUUUGCCACUACCUGUGAAAAACAUGGUUUUGUUCGAAUUAAUCAAGACACUUUAGGUGAUGCUGCAGAAUGUAAAAAAUUAAUGGAAAAAUCAUUCAAACAUCACAAAUCAGUAAUAUUGGAUCGAUGCAACAUUCAUCCCAAAGAUCGAAAAAUGUGGAUUACAGAAGCUAAAAAGUCAGGUGUCAAACAUAUUGAUCUAGUAUGGUUCACAACCUCACCCGAACAAUGUAAAACAAAUAUUCGAGAACGAAAGAAUCAUCCCACGUUGCCACCAGAAAAUGCAGAUAAGGUUGUUGAUGAAUUUUCAAAAGGUUUUAAACCACCUCAAAAGUUUGAAGGACCUUAUGAAAAUUUGUUUGAAGUGAAUUCUGAAAAAGAAGGUCAAGAACUUGCAAAAAAACUUGCCACUCAAUACUUGUCGUCCUCCAAUAAAUAA
This is a messenger RNA of Naegleria lovaniensis, 555 nucleotides long. RefSeq lists its product as uncharacterized. Gene Ontology annotation, molecular function: ATP-dependent polydeoxyribonucleotide 5'-hydroxyl-kinase activity; polynucleotide 3'-phosphatase activity; double-stranded DNA binding. Gene Ontology annotation, biological process: DNA repair. The coding region runs from base 1 to 555 and encodes 184 amino acids. The transcript has 2 exons. Lineage: Eukaryota; Heterolobosea; Eutetramitea; Acrasida; Naegleriidae. The record is from RefSeq and is a predicted model, not a curated record.